AUGUCUUCUCGCAGAAGAACGUCGAUCAGCCAGCUACUGAACCCCGCUUCUCCUGACCCUUCUACUCAGCGCCAGCAACUCCAGGCCCCGCCCGAGCCAGCCCCCCACCCGCAUCAGCCAUAUCCGCAACAGCAUGUCUAUCCGUAUCCAUACCCGCUGUACCCGGACCCGAACUGGCAUGCACCUUACUGUAUCUUACCGCCACAUUAUUACCCGGGUCCCCAGCCACCCCCGUCCACGCCCAUAAGCGAGCAGCCAUCGCCCUCUCAUACGCGCGCAUCAACACCUACCGGCUACCCCUCAGCACCAAGACCUGAUUACUAUCGUGGGGAACCCCCGCCUCCGUUUCCUCAGCAUCCCCCACCCUUCCCUGUGUACGGACAUCCUCCAGGUUUCGCUGUCGCCCAGCAUCACCAUCUCCGUCAGCAUGCGUAUCCUCCUCCACACAUGUAUCCUAUAUACUACCCUCCGCCCAUGAGCAUAAUAUACGCCGCGCCCAUCAACUACCCUGGCUACCCCUCCCAAGGCCCUUCUGCACUUCCGGCACCUCAGCACCCGCCCACCUCCGGGAAGAGGUCUCCUUCCAACAGUGGCGAUGAGGCACCCCCGAAGCAGAAACAGAAACGAUCCAAGAGUAAAGGAAGGGGGAAAGCGGGCGGCCCCGACGUUCCUGCGCCUGUAGACGUCGGUACAGAUCAGGGAGCGACCGACGCACCGUCAGACAUUCAGGACCCGACAGUCCCCGUUGGCCCCUUACACCCGGAGCUACAACUCGCGCGCUGCAUGUCACCUCGUUACCGCACGUCCCCUUAUCCCCGAUGUGUAGCUUGUACACGCCGCUGGGCGGGCGAUACCUGUCGGUUCCAAGGCCUCCGUGUCUUUCUUCGCGACGCGCAGGGUACCUUCCGCGGCGUAACCUUCGUGGAGGCGCGCCCGAAACCAGACCCUUCCGCCCCAGAUGCCCUCUCGGCAUCUGCUGUCGCGUCUUCAGAGAGUGAUUCCGAGCCACUGACGGCAGCCCGACUUCCAGAUGUUACCCGACUCCCUACGACCUGGAAUCGGCCUAUGGGGCGCGCUGAACGGAGAAGGGUAAUGGAGGUUGUUGCGCGGUCACUCAUCGAGGUGCUUGAGUCGGAGCUCAUCCACCUGCGGCAGGACGGAUGUAUGCGGCGUUCGAAAAGCAGCGACGUGCGCCCAACGUGUGACAUGUGCCAAACCGCACUCUUCGCAUUGACACAUAUAUGCCGUCUCUGUGGUCGUGAAGCCUGCCCUUCGUGCUUCGCGAAUAUACGCGCUCUCACACCUCGCGCAGACGCGACAGUGGAGCAACAGGCAGACCGUGAAGCGCGCGCGCGCGCCAAUCCGGUAUAUCUUACUUGCAUGCGACGCGGCGAGCACGGGGCGGCUGACUUUGGGCCGAUUACCCGUUUUGAGGAGAAAGAGCUUGUCGUGGUUGUCGAGGGAAUGAAGAGAUUCCUACAGGAGAUCGAAGAGGAGAAGAAGUCACUACGGGAUUCGGCCAAGAACGAGGACGAAGGUGCAAAGUCGGUCCACCGGACUACGGUACUUCGCCCUACGAACCGUCCAGCUGAGAACCCCUCUCCGCGUCAACCACCGCUCAUACAACCUCAACCUCUGCCAGUCCCCGUCGAUCAUGUCGCCGAGGGUGGAAACUCCGAUUCUACGUCCGAUCCGUCUAUCAAUCCAACAACCGCUGUGCCCUUGCCUCCUGACACCAUUCCCUCACGCCCCAUAGCUCGCUAUGCAGAAGGAGAGCUAUCAGAACCCGCCUUUUGUGCACUGCUCGCGAGCGGCACUCCGAUCGUUGUGUCGCUUGAUCCAGCGCGCUUUGCAUCGUUCACGCCAGCUUGGUUCCGCGAGAAGUAUGGCGGGGCACCGUGUGCGGUCGUGGAAACACAAACCGACUCUGCCUCUCGCGGCACCGUCGCCGACUUUUUCGCACGCUUUGGCUCGUCUUCUCCCUCGCGCACGACGCCAGAGGACACCGCCACAAACGGCAAUGCGAAUAAGGAGAAUAGUGGCACAAAUGCGGAUGCGGAGAACGCGAACCCCGUGUCGGGCACGCGAGCCGUAAAACUCAAGGAUUGGCCUCCACCGGGCGGUGCUGGAUUUCGCUCCGCCGUGCCGGAGCUCUGGGACGCGCUACAACGAGGCCUACCCCUGGGGAGCUUCUGUCGGCGCGACGGCGUGCUAAACCUCGCUUCGCACUUCCCGUCCUCUACAAAUGGUCGUGGUCCCGAACUCGGCCCUAAACUGUACACCGCGACGAAGACGCAUACUGGCGCUGGCUCUAGAGGUAGCACGCGUUUGCACCUAGACGCAGCAGACGGUGUGAAUCUGCUGCUGCAUGCUGAACCGGCCCCCGGUGGCUCUCCGGGUGGCGCCGUGUGGGAUCUAUUCCGGGCAGAGGACGCGGAUAUUGUGCGCCGGUUCCUCGCGCGCCGUGCAGGGGAGAAGGGCGCAGACAAGGAUCCAUUACUCGCGGGCGCCAUCUACCUUGAUCACGAGCUGCGACACGCUCUGUGGACCGAACACGGUGUGACAAGUCAUCGCACUGUGCAGCGCGCAGGCGAAGCGGUAUUCAUCCCUGCUGGCGUCGCUCAUCAGGUUGCGAACGUUUCGGACUGUAUCAAGGUCGCGGUCGACUUCGUGAGCCCAGAGGGUAUUGGACGCUGCGAAGAGUUGAUGCGAGCAUGCCGCGCACAGAACCAAGGUCCCGCUUGGCACGAAGACGGACUGAGGCUGAGGGAGAUGAUGUGGUAUGCGUGGGUGAACUGCGCACGAAUGGAGGAGGCAGACACUGGGAGCUGA
Molecule: messenger RNA, 2832 nt
Organism: Peniophora sp. CBMAI 1063
Lineage: Eukaryota; Fungi; Basidiomycota; Agaricomycetes; Russulales; Peniophoraceae
Source: the annotation of a GenBank genome assembly